CUUUGAUUCUUCCUAGUCAAUGAGAAAAAUCCUGCAACCUAAUACACAUUGAUUUGUUAAUAUCAAGAACUUCUUAAUUGAAAAAAAAAAAAUGUCUGAUAAUUUUUGUUCGGACUGCAAGCGGCACACGGAAGUGGUAUUGGAUCAUGCCGCGGGGGAUACCGUGUGCUCCGAGUGCGGUCUCGUGCUGGAAUCACGCUCCAUCGAUGAGACUUCCGAGUGGCGUACGUUUGCUGAUGAUUCUGGGUCGAAUGACCCGAAUAGGGUUGGUGUGCCCGUGAACCCGCUCCUGUCCGAUGGCGUUCUGUCGACUUUCAUAUCGCCUGGGCUUAAUGGACCGAAUGGGGAUGCGUCUCUCGCCCGGUUGAAGAACCGCGGCGGUGAUCCUCACCGGGCCAUUGUCGUGGCCUUUAAGUCCAUUACCAACAUGGCUGAUAGGUUGAGCCUUGUGACAACCAUUAAGGAUCGGGCAAGUGAAAUAUAUAAAAGGUUGGAAGAUCAGAAGUGUACUAGAGGAAGAAAUUUGGAGGCUCUGGUGGCUGGCUGCAUUUAUAUUGCUUGUCGGCAAGAAGGCAAGCCUCGCACCGUGAAAGAAAUUUGCUCUAUUGCAUCUGGAGCUUCAAAGAAAGAAAUUGGCCGAGCAAAAGAAUUUAUUGUGAACCAAUUGAAGGUUGAGAUGGGUGAAUCAAUGGAGAUGGGUACUAUACAUGCAGAAGACUAUUUGAGACGUUUUUGUUCUAAUCUUGGUAUGAGACAUGAAGAGGUCAAAGCUGUGGAAGAAACAGUAUUGAAAUCAAGAGAAUUCGACAUAAGGAGGAGCCCUAUAUCUAUUGCUGCAGCAAUCAUUUUCUUGAUUACGCAAUUGUCAGACUCAAAGAAACCCCUGCGAGGUUUGUCCAUUUACCAUGUUGUUUGUUUGUGCGCAUACAUGAUUGAAAUUCGAAUGGUGUCCUUGCAGAUAUCUCAAUUGCAACUACAGUUGCAGAAGGGACUAUCAAGAAUACGUACAAGGAUAUCUACCCCCAUGCUCCAAAGAUAGUACCCGACUGGUAUACAAAGGAACGGGACCUCAAGAACCUUUGCUGUUUUAAGUCCUAAGCAAAAGAAUAAUGAAUCAGUCAGUUGAAUACUUGUCCAUUGGGUUUUACAGAUUUUUGUAGGAUGGUAGACACAGAAAUGCGAAAGUGCUGAUAUUUCUCUUUUGUUACUCAAUAGCAGUAAGCAGUCCAGUUACAAAAUCGAAUGUUUCAAAAUAUUUCACCAUUGUUUAUCUCUUGAUAAGAUGAAAUCAGAGUUUCAAAUGUACAUUUUGGCAGUUAUGUUUUAAAGUUCAUGUAUGUGUUGUCUUUGGGCUUCCAACAUCUAUAAUAUCACUCCAGAGAGACGGUGGGUUGGGCCUAUUUUCAGAU
Molecule: messenger RNA, 1409 nt
Organism: Olea europaea var. sylvestris
Lineage: Eukaryota; Viridiplantae; Streptophyta; Magnoliopsida; Lamiales; Oleaceae
Product: transcription initiation factor IIB-2-like
Exons: 6
Coding region: 92-1039 (315 amino acids)
Biological process (GO): transcription preinitiation complex assembly; DNA-templated transcription initiation
Cellular component (GO): nucleus; transcription preinitiation complex
Molecular function (GO): TBP-class protein binding
Source: RefSeq, a predicted model, not a curated record